Messenger RNA from Chiloscyllium plagiosum (whitespotted bambooshark), 2653 nucleotides. The record is from RefSeq and is a predicted model, not a curated record. NCBI's taxonomy places the organism in Eukaryota, Metazoa, Chordata, Chondrichthyes, Orectolobiformes, Hemiscylliidae.
GGACGGUGGCCGGGAGGCGUCUCGACAGCUCCCUGUGCUCCUGGAAUUUCGACUAACCAGUCGCGGCCCGCCGGGAGAGAGGAAGACAGCAGAGCCGGGCGUCCCGUCCCUGCGGCUUGAGUUCAUAACUGGAUCUGCUGGCGAUAAGAUCCAAGGCGCGUGAAAUUUGCUGUCGCACCCACUGGAUAUGGUGAGGCAGACUUUGAUAACAGAACUGAAAAACUUUCAACAUUUCCUCAAGAUGCAGAGAACUUGACUCUUCCUGAUUCUUGCAAGUGAUUUCAACAACAGCAGUUCGAAUCAUCCAGUGACAAACUAUCCUGAAGAAAUUACUUGGAAUUCAAGAUCAAAAUCAGAAAUUAUGUCCAGUCAGCCAGUCAAUAUUAUUGAUAUUGGAAAGCGGAAGAAGAAAAAGAGAAGAACCAGGGCUACAAACAGCCUUACUGGAAAGUUUGAAGAUUUGUACAAAUUGACUGAUGAACAUCUAGGCGAAGGAUCCUAUGCCAAGGUCCGAGGCUGUGUCAAUUUACACAGUGGAAAAGAAUGUGCUGUGAAGAUAAUUGAGAAGAAAACAGAUCUGAGCCGAAAUAGGGUGUUCCGUGAAGUGGAGACUUUAUACCAAUGUCAGGGAAGCCAGAACAUUUUAGAACUGAUUGAAUUUUUUGAGGAUGAAGCACACUUCUACCUGGUGUUUGAAAAGAUGCGUGGAGGUUCCAUCUUGACCCACAUCCAGAGAAGAAAGUACUUUAAUGAGAGAGAAGCAAGUAUUGUUGUGAAAGACAUUGCAUCUGCUUUGGAUUUUCUGCAUACCAAAGGUAUAGCGCAUAGAGAUCUGAAGCCAGAGAACAUCCUUUGUGAAUUUGCAGAACAGAUAUCCCCAGUGAAGAUUUGCGACUUUGACCUUGGCAGUGGGGUAAAGUUGAGCAGCGCAUGUACUCCCAUUUCAACGCCUGAGCUGAUGACGCCGUGUGGUUCUGUGGAAUACAUGGCUCCUGAAGUCGUAGAGACGUUCACAGAGGACGCAUCAUUUUAUGAUAAACGUUGUGACUUAUGGAGCCUUGGAGUAAUACUGUACAUCAUGCUGAGUGGCAACCCACCCUUCGUGGGGAACUGUGGAACAGACUGCGGCUGGGACAGAGGCGAGGCCUGCAUGGCUUGUCGGAACAUACUAUUUGAGAGCAUACAGGAAGGUAAAUAUGAGUUCCCUGAGAAGGAUUGGGCUCAUAUCUCUGAUGGGGCCAAGGAUUUGAUUCGUAAGUUGUUGAUGCGUGAUGCAAAGGAUAGGCUCAGUGCUGGACAAGUUCUUCAACAUCCCUGGGUGCAGGGGAAUGCGCCAGAAAAACGUCUGCCGACACCACAACUACUACAAAGAAACAGUAGCACAAAGGACCUGACUGAUUUUGCUGCAGAAGCCAUUGCCUUCAACAGACAGCUUUCACAGCAAGAUGAGGAGAUGCAAGGGGAACAGGAAGCGAUCAUCAAGACUGUUUGUUCUAUGCGACUUUCCCCUCCUUCCAAUUCCAAACUUGCCAAACGCAGGGCCAAGACACAGGCUGAGAAAACCUCACAAUGGCAGUUACUCGCCUCAACAAUGAGUGUCUGUGAUGGGACUUCUUGAUAUAUAUCGAAUAGAUUUUAUCCAAUACAGAACUGCACUGAUGUAAUGGCAUAGUUUAAUAGUUAGUACCAGACUGCUCAUGUUUCUGUGGUUUUGGACAUGAGUUGUGUAGUUCUUCAAUCUAUGAAAGUUCUAAUUUAAAGGAAACAUGAUUUACCUGCUCAACCAAGCAGCUAAGUUUAAUAUUUUUGUACAAUGAGAGGUUAUAGGAUAAUAUUUUUAAACAUUGUACAUUGUUAUAAACAUAUUUAUUUUUUAUUUUAACAUCUGGCCAUUACUUUAAAUACUUUUAAGUUGAACUUCCUGAAAGAUAAAAAUAAACAAAAGCUGAUUCGGGGAUUCAUCAAAAGAAAGGAGAUUACUCUUCAGGUCAAUGCAAAGCAUUUACUUAGUCAGUCACUUUAUAUCUCAGAUUUCAGUGUUCAUAUUUCCUGUAUGUGUACCACUACACUUACCAAGUUGCACAUCAUUUUGCCAAUCAUGACCCUGAUCUCCCAACACAUCAUGGUCUGUCUGCCUUAAACAGUCUCUGAGCAUCCACCAUCCCACUGCUGACAUGAUGGCAUAUUUUUCAAAUUUUCACAUUGUGACCCCAACAACUACAUCAAGAUCUUUGAAUUGAUUUAUUGUCAUGCAUAUUUAUAACAAAUACAGUAAAAAGUGUUGUUUCACAUCACUACUCUCCAGUGCUAUCUUCAAACACAGAAAAUAAACCAAAACAUAGAAUAUAAAGCCAGAAGAAUAAAACAAUAAUGUCAUCUUCUAGUCUUAUCUCAAUAAAUUUGGAACAGUUCCUGCUUCUAGUUCAGCCAUGGGCCUGGAUUUGGGAUUCGAUCAUUAUCUACCUUGAGAGGUUUAGCAGUACUAUACGUUAAUUUCAGCUAAGGGAAUCCAUAUUGGAGAUAAUAUUUACAUGGUAUGUGUGUGUUUGGCCUACUGGGAAUGAAGGUUUUAUUCAACUUUGGAGAAAGCUGACUUUGUAUUUAGGUCGAAAGUAUAAUAAAGAAUGCAUCUGACAGUUGCAGGUGAAGAGUU